GAUUAUGAAAUAGAAGCAAUGCGGUUCGUGGUUCCGUACUUUCUAGAAAUCCGGCCCAGUCCCCGUUCCAGUUCCAGUUCCAAGUUCCCCGCCGUAGUUUCGCUGUCCCUCUUUGUCAAAUUGUCUCGACUGUCUCUAAUUUCCAGUUUUAUAGUCUUGCUAACUAGUGCAUCCUUUUUCCCCUACUUAGACCAGAUGGACGUUGCGACUGAGAGUGCGCCGCGAAACAUACCUGUCAACAAGGCUGGCGAGAGCAUGGGCGCACGUACGGUUCCAAUUAUUACCACUCCUACGCCGAUGCCAACCAUAAAGAUGUCGGCUCCUUCGCCGUCGGGCGAGCCCAUGGAUAUCACCACGCCGACUAAUUCAUCAGCCCCGCAGAGUGCUAGGAAGAGCUCCGACGGAGAUGGUAGCGAUUCUAAUGAUCGCCAAAGCACCGCGCUAUCAGGAGAGCAGAGCUCGAGUUUUGCUUCGACUACAAUGCCUGCGCCCGCGGCCGCGGCUGUUCACCAGCCGAAGAUAGUACAGACUGCGUUUAUCCAUAAACUUUACAAUAUGUUGGAAGAUCCUAACAUACAACACUUAAUUAGCUGGUCUAGCUCCGCUGAGAGCUUCGUAAUGUCGCCUUCACAUGAUUUUUCUAAAGUUCUUGCCCAAUAUUUCAAGCACACAAACAUAUCCUCUUUCGUCCGACAACUAAAUAUGUACGGCUUUCAUAAAGUAAGCGACGUAUUUCACACUGGAUCCCCAGAAACUGCGCUGUGGGAAUUUAAACAUGGCAAUGGGAACUUUAAGAAGGGCGACCUAGUUGGACUGCGCGAGAUCAAGCGGCGAGCAUCUCGUCACACACUGAUCCACCGGGACCACCGAGAGUACAAUAGCCAGAAGCCAACCCCGUCGCAGCCUGGUACUCCAGCAGAACCCAUGCCACCAAUUCAUGACGGCUCAGAUCCGAGGCUUGCGAGCAUUGAGCACUCCUUGUACGAAGUCACGACUAGACUGCAACGCAGCGAGGAGAACACUCAUUACAUGAACGUGAAGCAGCAAGCAAUGUCGGACGCGAUGAAUCGCUUGUUGCAGCUAAAUCAAGAAUUAUCUAGAACAGUUCUGAGCCUCGUUCCACCAGAGAAUCCCGUCCACAGAGAUGUUCUUGCGUUACAAGGGGAAAUUCAACGCCAGACCGAAUUCGUCCGAUCCAUCGACGAACCACAUGAGCCAACCUUCCCGAGUAGCCGCCAGCUCUUUGCAAACCUCGAAAACCCCCCUGUAUCUCCUCGGCAGUUAGCUCAGGACGAUCAAAGAAGAAUAGGGGGAUACCCUCAAUCUCGAACAAACUUUUACCGACCCCCAGUAUCUUCUAAUCUCGCAAUUAGCUCCUCCAAUGUUGCGAUAGGCUCACGUCGAUCACAUGGGUCGAUUAGCGGGAGCACAACCCAGUCGUCGCCUUCUCCCCUCCGAUCUCAAGCACCGCCACCUCCUCCUGGGCCUCAUCCGCUUGCUACCGUUGAGCCCCCACCGAGCAGCUUGUCCAGGCGGCACACCUCAGCCGAUAUCCGAGCUGCUGGGUGGCAAGUCAACCCGCCUCCGUACAUCUCUUCUGGCCCGCCUUCGUCUCACUGGCCGUCUUCCCCUAAUCGAGGCGCCCAUGACGAGCAACGUAUCCGCGACCCACCGCCACAUUACUCACUAUCACGACCUGCUACUCCACCAGCUCCUUUCUCAAACGGUAGUAUUGGAAAUGGAUUAGAAAGUCUCAAUAACUGGUCCUGGAAUUCGGCCAACCGAGAAAACAAGAACCUCUCAGUCAAAGACAUGUCUGCUCCCCCAACCAGGAGGGGAAGCAUGGCACACAUUCUUAACCCAACCGAUACAGUAGAACGAGACGACGAGGACGAUCCUCGAGGAGACGAGGAUCGGAAGCGAAAACGGAUGUAAUAAUUGGCAUUAUAGGUCCUUGAAUAUCCCAUAUCUCACGUCAUGGAAAGCGUUGUCGCACAUUAUACCACACACGGCGGGAUUUUGUUUUUGUAUAGAGCGAUUGAUGCGGAAUACGCGAAUCUCUUAAAGGAUUCGGAACGACACGCUACGGCCAUGUUAUAUGACAUCGACUAUGCACCUUACGAAUUUUCUUUCACUUUUCAUAAAUUCUCCUUUCUGUCACUGCAUUGCUAUAUUCAUUUCUUGGAUAUUCAAGUUUCCCGCUGAAAUACCAAAAAAGCGUUGGCUACAUUUGAGAAUUACUCGGAACGGUUUGGUGAUGGUUUGGUGAUGGUAUGGCGAUGGGUAAGAAAACACUUACACUAUUCCAUUCACAUAGCAGAUGUUGAAAUUUGGAGGCUGGGGGGUCGAAUGUCUGUCUGAACCAACUUGCCCAUUGGGUUUUGUACAACACGGAACAUGGGCUUGCUUCUUGCUUGGGGAGGGGUGGCUGUCGUAAUCGGUUGGAUAGGAGUCGAGUAGGAACAAUCUUGUCCCAAUUGCUUCACGCGCAACUACGCUCGCGGAGUCACUAAUCAUGUACUCUUAAGAAAGUAGUUAAUGGAGGAGUAAAGGCUUCUUUGCAU
This is a messenger RNA of Daldinia decipiens, 2564 nucleotides long. RefSeq names its product HSF-type DNA-binding-domain-containing protein. Gene Ontology annotation, molecular function: DNA-binding transcription factor activity; sequence-specific DNA binding. The record is from RefSeq and is a predicted model, not a curated record. The coding region runs from base 19 to 1935 and encodes 638 amino acids. Lineage: Eukaryota; Fungi; Ascomycota; Sordariomycetes; Xylariales; Hypoxylaceae. The transcript is spliced from 5 exons. Gene Ontology annotation, biological process: regulation of DNA-templated transcription.